CCACGGAUACGGGAAGGGGUAUGAAACUUGGACCAAGUCGCGUAGAACCUCCCUAAUUAAUGGAAACUCAAUUCAAUUUCAAAGUUUACUAAACUUUAUCAGAGAUCAUUUCUAUCUUUUCUACUCUUUAUUGUUGUAACAUAAUUCCUAUCCAAGUGGUCAAUCUUCUAUGUCCUAAUUGAAGACAACCACUUGUUUAGUCAACCCGAUUAUAAUCCUCACAUAAACUCCAUAUGCAAGUGAACCUUGGUAGGUAACAUACCUACGCGAAACAGUCGUCUAUAUCGGGUUCGACUCAGCCUAUACCCUCGCUCUAUCCUCCCCUUUCUCCCACGGCGGACUAUCAUAUAAAAUGGGAGACUCUCAAACCCCAGCGAAAAAGACACCCUCGAUGUCUAGAAAAGCCAGCUCGCUUUCCUCUUCCGCCGCCACCGGAAAGCAGCAGAAGACUAUCCUCGGGUUUUUCGCCAAAGCAUCUCCUGCUCUAAAUUCCUCUCCUACUCCUUCCUCCUCUUGCUUGAAGGAAACCACAAAAUCCAAUAGGAAACCCUCCACCGUUACUCCCGUGCCCAGUAGCGACGCCUUAGAGCCUUCGAGUUCGCAAGAAAACCAUGGCUCCGCCGCCACGAUAAAGCAGUCCCUUGCUACCCGGAACUUCAUGGAUAGCAGUCCGAGUCGCAAGACGAAAAAGACAGUCAACUAUGCGGAAUCUUCUGACGAAGACGAGGACGUCUUUGUAGCGAUGAAGGCAUCCCAGACUCGACGUCGUGGUCGCCAACAGCCGAGGGUAGUAGAUGACGAAGACGAUUACGAAGAAAUUAAGGACGUCGCUAUAGACGAUGAAGACGACGAGAUGGCCGAUUUUGUAGUUUCUGACGAGUCCGAUGCUGCGUCCAGAAAGCGAAAACGCCCUUCCAAACCUCAACCUGCUCGAAAACGGCCCCAAGCUUCUCCCCAACCCCCUCGACGAGGCGAUAAUGACGACAUGACGGACGAGCCCGACGAUGACGAAGUUAUGGACGAGAUGCCUUCGACAUCUACUGCGCAACAGUGGCGAUAUGACCCAGAUAAUAUCGAGCCAGCAAAGCCAAGGGUGGCGGCUCAACAAUCUACCCCCAAGACUCCGGCAGGCAAGCAAAAGGCGCACACCCGUGAGCCCGAAGAGCGUUACCCUUGGCUUGCUAACAUCAACGAUAUCAACCGAAAUCCCCCUAAUCAUCCCGACUUCGACCCCUCGACCGUAUACGUUCCCCCCCUGGCGUGGAAGAAUUUCUCGGCCUUUGAGAAGCAGUAUUGGGAGAUCAAGCAGAAGCUGUGGGAUACAGUGGUCUUCUUCAAAAAGGGAAAAUUCUACGAGCUGUACGAGAACGACGCCACUAUCGGUCACCAGCUCUUUGACCUCAAGCUCACCGAUCGCGUCAACAUGCGGAUGGUUGGCGUCCCUGAGAGUUCACUCGACAUGUGGGUGAACCAGUUUAUCGCCAAGGGCUACAAGGUUGCGCGCGUCGACCAGAUGGAAACCGCGCUAGGCAAGGAGAUGCGGGAGAGGGUAGACGUCAAGGCCAAGAAGCAAGACAAGAUCAUCCGGCGAGAGCUAGCUUGCAUUUUAACGGGUGGCACAUUGGUAGACGGCAGUAUGCUCCAGGAUGACAUGGCGACUUACUGUGUAGCGAUCAAGGAAUCCGUAGUCGACGGGCAUCCGGCGUUCGGUGUCGCUUUCGUGGACGCAGCUACGGGCCAAUUUUUCGUCUCCGAGUUUGAGGACGAUGUCGAUCUGACUAAAUUCGAGACGCUUGUUGCCCAGACGAAUCCCCGAGAGUUACUCCUUGAGAAGUCUCGAAUCUCGACGAAAGCCUUGCGCAUCCUCAAAAACAACACCUCUCCGACCACGAUAUGGAAUUAUUUCAAGCCUGGUAGCGAGUUCUGGGAGGCCGAUCUUACACGGAGAGAACUUGACUGCAAUGAAUAUUUCGCUGAGGUAGACGGCGCAGGGGCAGAUGAGCGCUGGCCUGGUGUCUUAGCCGAAGCGAAAGAUAAAGACCUCCUAAUGUCUGCUCUCGGCGCUCUUGUUCAGUACCUCAGAGUGCUUAAGAUUGAGAGAAAUCUGUUAUCUCAGGGCAACUUCACUUGGUACAACCCUAUCCACAAAAACGGCACAUUGAUUCUUGAUGGUCAGACCCUCAUCAAUCUCGAGAUCUUCGCCAAUUCCGUCAAUGGGGGAGCGGAUGGCACACUGUUCACCCUUCUCAACCGCUGCGUCACGCCCUUCGGCAAGCGACUCUUUCGUCAGUGGGUCUGCCAUCCCCUGUGCAACAUCCAAAAGAUCAAUGAGCGCUUAGAUGCUGUCGACCUACUCAAUGCGGAUCCAACCGCGCGAGAGCAAUUAUCUUCACAAUUAACGAAGAUGCCUGAUCUAGAGCGCCUUAUUUCGCGUAUACACGCUGGGGCAUGUCGGCCCGAAGAUUUCGUGAAGGUUCUUGAGGGUUUCGAGCAGAUUCAGUACACUAUGAGUCUUACCGGUAAUUUCGGCGGCGGGGAAGGGCUCGUCGGCCGUCUCGUCUCCUCCAUGCCAAACCUUGACGAACCGCUCUCGUACUGGAAAUCCGCUUUUGAUCGCAGAAAGGCCCGAGAAGAAAAAAUACUGGUCCCUGAGCGUGGUAUUGAGGAGGAUUUCGACAACAGCCACGACAAGAUUGUGGAGAUCAAAGACGAUCUUCAAAACCUACUCAACAAGAAGAAAGCCGAGCUCAAGAAUAAAUCUCUGAAGUUUACGGAUGUCGGAAAAGAAGUUUACCAAAUUGAGGCGCCUAAGUCGGUCAAGGUUCCCAAGGAUUGGCAGCAGAUGUCAGCCACCUCGAGUGUCAAGCGCUAUUACUUUAAGGAGCUGACAGAUCUGGUGCGACAGCUACAAGAAGCCGAGGAGACGCAUUCGCAACUCGUCCGUGAGGUCGCAUUGCGUCUCUUCCAACGGUUUGACGUCGACUACGAUACCUGGUUGCAGGCUAUUCGCAUCACGUCGCAACUCGAUUGCCUGCUUAGUCUCGCCAAGGCGUCUUCGUCACUAGGUGAACCAAGCUGUCGACCCAUUUUUGUGGACGAAGAGCGCAGCGUCGUCGAGUUCGAGGAGCUUCGACAUCCUUGCAUGCUCAACGCUGUGGAUGACUUCAUCCCCAAUGAUAUCGUACUAGGCGGCGAUUCGGCCAAGAUUAACCUCUUGACGGGUGCGAAUGCCGCCGGAAAAUCCACAAUCCUUAGGAUGUCGUGCAUCGCCGUUAUUAUGGCACAAAUUGGCUGUUACGUACCAGCAACUUUAGCCAAGCUAACCCCUUGUGAUCGAAUCAUGUCGCGGCUCGGCGCGAACGACAAUAUAUUCGCAGCGCAGUCAACAUUCUUCGUUGAAUUAUCCGAGACAAAGAAGAUAUUAUCCGAGGCCACGCCUCGCUCCCUCGUCAUUCUCGACGAGCUAGGUCGUGGUACAUCUAGUUAUGACGGUGUAGCUGUGGCUCAGGCCGUUUUGCAUCACGUUGCCACGCAUAUAGGAUGCGUCGGCUUCUUUGCCACGCAUUACCAUUCCCUUGCGACUGAAUUCGAGAACCAUCCUGAAAUCAGGGCAAAGCGCAUGCAAAUUCAUGUCGACGAUAAGCAGCGACGAGUCACAUUUUUGUACAAGCUGGAGGACGGCGUGGCCGAGGGAAGUUUCGGUAUGCACUGCGCAGCUAUGUGUGGUAUAUCUAAUCGCGUCAUCGAGAGGGCCGAGGUAGCUGCCAAAGAAUGGGAACACACUAGCAGGCUAAAGGAGAGCCUAGAGCGCGCGAGGGAGGGCUGUUAUAUCCCUCUGGGUAUACUAAGUGAUAUCUCCGCCCUGCUUGACGAGGAGAAAGGAAAGGAUGUACCUAUGCGAAGUCUGGAUGUACUUUCGCGAGCCAUCGAAGCUCUUUAGAGUCAUGAGCAAAAAUGUCUAUUUUAAAACAUUGGUUCAUUUAGUGUAUCAUGGCUUUUGUCCGCGGACCAAAGUUAAUUCUGUACGGAUCUAUGUAUUAUUCGCUACACAUGUAUGGAGUCGGGGGAUUACUAG
Messenger RNA from Hypoxylon trugodes, 4075 nucleotides. RefSeq names its product DNA mismatch repair protein Msh6. Gene Ontology annotation, biological process: mismatch repair. Bases 353 to 3940 code for a protein of 1195 amino acids. The transcript has 4 exons. The record is from RefSeq and is a predicted model, not a curated record. Gene Ontology annotation, cellular component: MutSalpha complex; nucleus. NCBI's taxonomy places the organism in Eukaryota, Fungi, Ascomycota, Sordariomycetes, Xylariales, Hypoxylaceae. Gene Ontology annotation, molecular function: ATP-dependent DNA damage sensor activity; ATP binding; mismatched DNA binding.